Molecule: messenger RNA, 533 nt
Organism: Paramecium primaurelia
Lineage: Eukaryota; Ciliophora; Oligohymenophorea; Peniculida; Parameciidae
Source: the annotation of a GenBank genome assembly
AUGUCAAGUGCUCUAUCUCUAGCAGGUUAAAAAUGGAAAGAGUUUUGGGGAAUAUCCAAAACAUAAAACAUACAAUUAGAAGAUAAGAAAAAGUAAAUAAAUGAAGCAGAUUAAUAUAUCAGAUUAGCAGGAAGAGCUAUCUAAGGAAUUGUAUUUUAACAUUAAUGUACAAUUAUAUCAAAUUAAAUAAAGAAAUGCAAUUGUUAUAUGGAUUGUUAAGUUAAGUCCUAAAAAAACUUGAUGAAUUAGAAAAGUCAUAAGAAGGUUUGUUAUUAGCAAAAACAUUUGAUUCUUUAUCUUCUUUACAUUCAUCAAAAAUUGAGAGUAUUCACAAAGCAAAUGAUAGUUUUUAAGAAUGGUUUGAUACUAUUGAAUAACUAAGAUAGAUGCUUGAUAAGUAUUAAGAGAAUAGGUUAGUUUAUGAUCACUAUAGAUUAAAAGUAGAUUAACUGAAAAAUUCUAAAGAUUAAUAAACAAAAGUAUUAUUUAAUUAUGUGUAAUAAUUUUCUCAUUUUUAAUAAAAAAAUGAUUGA